UGUAUUUACAACACCUGUUGAAUAGCCGCUAGUCGUCUUUUUCGUGGUGUUUUAUUUUACGACAACACCGAAGUAAUAUUUGAACCGUGAUAAUUGUGAAAUAUUUAAUGUUGGGCACCAUUAGAGUGAAAUGACGAGGACCUUGCUAGAAAUUUGUGUUGAUUCUUUCGAAUCGGCUGUGGCAGCGAUACGUGGAGGAGCAGAUCGGCUCGAACUUUGUGCUGCCCUAAGUGAGGGUGGUCUUACGCCGUCCGUUGGACUUCUCGUUCAGAUACGUGAUUUUAUAGCUCGGGAAGCUCCCAGUCACGAGUCACCAAAAUUAUUCGUAAUGAUACGAUGCCGUCGAGGUAGUGAUUUUUGCUACAGUGAACCGGAAAUGCAGAUUAUGCUAUAUGAUAUGAAACUUCUCGCUGAAGCUGGUGCCGAUGGGUUUGUGUUUGGAGCACUGACCGAUAACGGAGAGAUUCAUCGGGAACACUGUCAGCGGAUUGCAGCAGAAGCACAGGCUGUCAACAAACCGUUGACUUUCCAUCGGGCCUUCGAUUGCACGAAUCGUGAGCAGAUGUCCGAAACAUUAAAGGUCCUUGUUUCGUUGGGUUACAGCACGAUUCUUACUAGUGGCUUUGAGAAGACAGCUUGGACAGGUGUGGAAACUAUCGCUCGACUUGUCCAAUUGGCUACAGAGAUUGAGGCUAGCUCCGGCGCAUUGGUAACCAUUAUGCCCGGAUCAGGCUUAACGCAAUUCUACGCUGCGGAAAUUAUACGAAAGACCAAGUGUGCUGCAAUUCAUGCAUCGGCUAGGUCUUUGAAAAAAUCUACCCGGCCGAAUUCCCUUUCAAUGGGUGGAAACUCUGCUGAUAGCGAAGGGUUGUUGGUUUGCAAUGAGACAAUUGUUCGUCAAAUUAACAGCUUAAUAGAUGCUGUCGCGAUCUCUGAACGCUACAGACCUAGGUCUAACCGUACGGAACGGUCAAAGUGACAGCCCUGUGCGUUGUUCAAUCUUUACUACAGGUCGAAUUUAUUUCUACUUUAACCAUCUUAAGUAUAAAAAAAACGUUGUUUGUUCUAAUCACAAGUAAUUACGAAAAGGAUCUUCACUGUGCAGUAAAAAUAGGCAUAAAAGCUCAUACUACACCUAUGCAUGCUAAUGCUUCGCAUUUUUAUUUUCUCGUCAAUAAAAUUUAUAAUUAUAAUAAACAAAUACUUAAUGCUUUUAAA
Messenger RNA from Wyeomyia smithii (pitcher-plant mosquito), 1218 nucleotides. RefSeq names its product copper homeostasis protein cutC homolog. The transcript is spliced from 2 exons. The record is from RefSeq and is a predicted model, not a curated record. Gene Ontology annotation, molecular function: copper ion binding. Lineage: Eukaryota; Metazoa; Arthropoda; Insecta; Diptera; Culicidae. The coding region runs from base 131 to 979 and encodes 282 amino acids.